Molecule: messenger RNA, 792 nt
Organism: Podospora anserina S mat+
Lineage: Eukaryota; Fungi; Ascomycota; Sordariomycetes; Sordariales; Podosporaceae
Exons: 1
Coding region: 1-792 (263 amino acids)
Source: RefSeq, a predicted model, not a curated record
AUGGAGCGACCGACGACGAAACCGGCGCUCAAGCCUAUCUACCCUCCCAGUCACAUCAACAUCUGCUCACCCUUCACCCCGAAAGAAUACACAUGCUGCCACUGCGACAACACCAGCAAUUUCCUUGUCUUCUCCCAAGACAGACGAGUUAGCUCCUGUCCCCACGCGCACGAUCCCCAGACCUGUGUCCCGAGCCAUCAUCGCAGCAAUGCCCCGCAAGGAUGCCAGAUGAGAGACCACCUCGGCCGACCCCCGCUCAAGCUCCGAAUCCCAGCUGCUUUCACCUGCGCGACGUGCAAGAAUCAAAACAGCAUCUUCAAGAUCAUGGCACAAGAGCUGGUGACGUGUAACUGUGGUGCACCUUACUUGGAAGCUGUAUAUGAUCAAUAUGGACAGAUCCUUUUAUGGCCUGGGCUGAGGGGUGAUGCCGCUAUUGACGAGCUCUCGGACCCGAAGAAGGUAGCUGAACUCAGAUGGAGGUUGAUUGAGAUGGGAGGGAUGCCUUGGGUGGAGGAUGAGACUAGGUUGCGGAAAUGGGUUGAGGAGCAAGAGGCAUUGGAGGAUUUGCAGAAGGCCGAGUUUGUCAGGCGGGGGAUGACGAGGCAGAAGGAGGAGGCGAGAGCGGCGUUGGGGAUGUUGAAGGGUUUGGGACCCGGCUCGCCGGGGCUUUCGCCUUCGGGGUCACCUUCGCCUUCACCUUCGCCCUCGCCGUCAUCGGAAAAUGGGAAGGGGGAGGAGAGUUGGGAUAGGCUGUUCAAGGUCGUUCCAAAACAUCAGAUUGAGUGCGUGUAG